Messenger RNA from Megalops cyprinoides (Indo-Pacific tarpon), 2556 nucleotides. RefSeq names its product carboxypeptidase Z-like. The record is from RefSeq and is a predicted model, not a curated record. Bases 32 to 2044 code for a protein of 670 amino acids. Gene Ontology annotation, molecular function: protein binding; zinc ion binding; metallocarboxypeptidase activity. The transcript is spliced from 11 exons. Gene Ontology annotation, biological process: proteolysis. NCBI's taxonomy places the organism in Eukaryota, Metazoa, Chordata, Actinopteri, Elopiformes, Megalopidae.
AGCGGACAGAGUACAGAACUGCCACAUCACAAUGCAUAUGGAGUACAAACGGAUCAAAAUGAACUCAGUUAUUUUUGCCUUAAAUGUAGUGGUUACAGUUGUCUGGUGUGCACCACGACGUUGCGAACCUGGAGACGAAAUCUUAGGAAGAUGCAAAGCCUCAGUCGAAGAGAGAGCCAAAUGCACAGACAUUGUGAUGGGCUACUGCGACGAUAUGCCCUACGCCAAGACCAUUUUCCCUAACAUUCUGGACCACAAGACCCGAGCGGACGCCGAGACGGGCACGGAAUACCUGCUGCUGAGCGUGAUCCACUCCCUGCUGAAUGGGGAGUGCACGCCGGACAUCCGCAUGCUGGGCUGCUCCGUCCUGGUGCCCCGCUGCGAGAAGGACAGGAUCGUCAAGCCGUGCCGGAGCACCUGCGAGGCGGUGCGCAAGAGCUGCGCGCACACCUUCGAGGGCAUCGAGAUGGCCUGGCCCUACUUCCUGGACUGUGACCGCUUCUUUGUCAGCGAUGAGGAAGGGUGCUAUGACCCCCUGGAGGGACUGAGAGAGAGACAAGAGGUGGCCAUGGCCAGCAUUUCUCCUGAGGAACCUGCCACCAUUAUCCAGUUCACCUACCAUUCAAAUGCACAGAUGAUAAAUGUCCUAAAGAAGACAGCCGCAAGAUGCUCCGACAUCUCCAGAACAUACAGCAUCGGUCGGAGUGUUGAGGGGAAAGACCUUCUGAUAAUUGAGUUCUCAGAUAACCCUGGCCAACACGAGUUACUUGAACCAGAAGUGAAGCUCAUUGCCAAUAUGCACGGGAACGAGGUUCUGGGCAGGCAGCUGCUGAUCUACCUCACCGAGUACCUGUGUUCCGAGUACCUGCUGGGAAACGAGCGCAUCCAGACCCUCAUCAACACCACCCGCAUCCACAUCUUCCCCUCCAUGAACCCCGACGGCUACGAGCUGGCCGCCGCAGAGGUAGAGGGUAACAAUGACCCAGAGAACGAAGAAGGUCCUAGAUAUAAUGGAUGGACCAGUGGUCGGGCCAAUUCCCAGAACAUCGAUCUGAACAGGAAUUUCCCGGACCUGACGUCCAUCAUGUAUAACCGGCGUAGAAGCAAGCGAUUCCGCAGUGAUCACAUUCCAAUCCCAGACUCUUACUGGUUUGGUAAGGUGGCUCCAGAGACAUAUGCUGUGAUGAAAUGGAUCAGAUCCAUCCCGUUUGUGAUCUCUGCCAGUUUACAUGGAGGAGAACUGGUCGUUUCCUAUCCCUUUGACUACUCUAGGCAUCCCCAGGAAGAGAAGAUGUUUUCCCCAACUCCAGAUGAGCAGGUGUUCAAACAACUGGCCAGAACCUAUGCAGAUGCUCACGCCAUCAUGGGGAACAAUGACUCAAACAGAUGUGGUGCAUCAUUUGCAAGUAAAGGCGGGAUCAUCAAUGGUGCUCAGUGGUACAGCUUUGCAGGAGGAAUGUCAGACUUCAACUACCUCCACACAAACUGUUUUGAGAUCACAGUGGAGCUGGGCUGUGAUAAGUUCCCUGCUGAAGAUGAGCUCUACCUGGGCUGGCAACAAAAUAAAGAAGCUCUUUUGAGCUUUGUGGAAUCGGUCCAUCGGGGAAUAAAGGGCAUAGUGAAAGAUGAAGAUGGUAAUGGAAUCAAAGGAGCGAGAAUAUCAGUCAGAGGAAUAAGGCACGAUAUCAUUACAGCUGAAAACGGGGAUUACUGGAGACUGCUGACCGCAGGCAUCCACAUCCUCACGGCUUCUGCCCCGGGCUACAGCAAAGUCAUGAAGAAAAUCCACCUGCCCUCGCGCAUGCAGAAAGCCGGCCGUGUGGACUUUGUGCUGAAGAAGACUGUCCUGGAGCCAGACAUGGACGACACCGUUCUGCCGGCCAUGGGCACCUAUGAGCGCUUCGACCCCUACAACCAGUUCGAGCGCUAUUCCCUGAGUGAACUGGGGGAAAACGGGGAGGAGAGGCAGGAAAAGCCCUGGUGGUGGUCUUACUUCGCCCAGUCUGGCAGCUCCGCGCCCACCUGGCUCCUGAGGAACUACUAAUCCCCUAGUCCCACUCCACCUCUAUGCACUAGUUUAAUACCAAUAAUCUCAACAUUCUAAGGCCUAUAGUCUUGCUGCCAAUGUAAUACUCAGCUGAGAGGCUCAGAGCACCUAUGUAAAGGUACACCUGUGGUCAUACAGGACCCAUGGUUUCCUCUCUCUAUCCUUGAACAUCUAUGCACCUAUUCCUUAAUGUCUCUGGCAGUUUUAUUGAAAAGUUUUUUAUUUUAUGGAGCAACUCAUUCUUGCCACUUACAUGUAUUUUGUGCAGGCCAACUCUUCUCCCAGAUGAAGGGACAAAAAUUGUAUGGGUGUGUUCCUUAUUUCACUUUGUUGGUUGACUGUUUCUUCUUUUUUGAACACCCCCAAUCCAACUCUCCCUCCAUAUUUGUUGUAAUUGUAUUAUUUAUUUUUAUGGAUGAAUGGAAUGAAGAUUCAGACAAGACAAGGUUUUGAAAAUUGUUCCCCACCAUUUCAAUAAAUAAAAUAACCAUGUCUCUUCAUGAGUUUCA